AGGGAUUGAGUCGCUUUGAGGAGGGAUUAUCCCUCUUGGAAGGGGAAUGAACCCCACCGGAGGGGCGAUUAUGGGGAAUUAACCUCCUUCGGGAAGGAAUUCAGCGUUUUGGAGGGGAAUGAACCCCUUCGGAGAGGGAUUGAGCCCUUUCGGGUGGGAUUACCCACCAUUAAGGGGAGAAUUAACCCCCUUAGAAAGGGAUUUAGUUUCCUGGAGAAGGAAUUAACCGCCUUGGAGGGGGGAUUAAUCAAUUUGGAGGAGGAAUUGAUCCAUUUGGAAGAGGAAUUGAUCCGUUUAGUGUGGAUUAACCGCUUUAGGGGGGAUUGAAGCCCUGAGGAGGGGGACACCCAAUAUGGCGCCACCUCGAACUCUAAGACCUCCUCAAGAUGGCGGACGGGAAAAGGGGGGUGUACAACCAAGAUGGCGCUUCCUCGUUGACGAGUUGACCUUCUCAAGAUGGCGGCACAGGAAAUGGUUCCUCAUCAGCCAAUGGGAAAACGGCGUUGGGAUUCCCGCGCGUUGCGAAGGGCAACAGCGACCGGAAGUGCGGAGGGAAGAGCGCGAAGAGGAGACUGAGGAGGCCGUGAAGGAUGGCCGAGGUCCACAUCAUGGGGCAGAUUGUGGGGGGCAGUGGGUUCCCCCAAAGUCGCCUCUUCUGCAAGUGGGAGGUGCAGGGGGUGCCUGGAAGCUUCUGGAAGGGGCGGCAGCCGGGCAGACGCACGUUGACGCCCCCCAGGCCGGAGAUGUCACCUAUUGGUGUCACCCCCUCGACGUCCACUUUGCCACCAAAGGCCUGCAAGGAUGGCCGAAGCUGCUCCUCGAGGUGUGGCAUCAGGACGAUUUGGGGCGCACUGAGGUUUUGGGGUACGGUUUCUGUCACCUUCCGAGCGGUUCCGGAUGUCACGCGUUGUCCUGUGUCACGUGGCGUCCGAGGGGGACGUGGUGGGAACGCCUUCGGCAGCGCUGGCUCGGGGGGGGACCCCAACUUCGGAGCCCCGAAACGAUAACCACCGGCGGUUCCGAUCGCUUCCAACUCCGCACGGAAACGGCCGGAGUGGUCCACUUGGAACUUGGGGUGCUGAGCCGCCAUCUGGACAGCUUCGGGGUUCAGUGUUAAAGGGGGGGGACAGUGGGGGACACCCGGGAUGGGCCGUAGGCAUGGAGGAGCUGUUGGGGUCCACCAGGGAUUGGACACUUGGAUCCACCAGGAGGGGAUGUUGGGGU
This is a messenger RNA of Cuculus canorus (common cuckoo), 1224 nucleotides long. It is a transcript of the gene B9D2, whose product is annotated as B9 domain containing 2. Gene Ontology annotation, biological process: cilium assembly. The record is from RefSeq and is a predicted model, not a curated record. Lineage: Eukaryota; Metazoa; Chordata; Aves; Cuculiformes; Cuculidae. Gene Ontology annotation, cellular component: MKS complex. The transcript has 4 exons. Bases 353 to 1117 code for a protein of 254 amino acids.